Molecule: messenger RNA, 8259 nt
Organism: Scylla paramamosain (green mud crab)
Lineage: Eukaryota; Metazoa; Arthropoda; Malacostraca; Decapoda; Portunidae
Gene: orb2
Product: cytoplasmic polyadenylation element-binding protein 2-like
Exons: 12
Coding region: 195-2753 (852 amino acids)
Biological process (GO): negative regulation of cytoplasmic translation
Cellular component (GO): nucleus; neuron projection; synapse
Molecular function (GO): ribosome binding; translation factor activity, RNA binding; mRNA 3'-UTR binding
Source: RefSeq, a predicted model, not a curated record
AAAUAUAGCGAAGAGAAAAUUUACAAGUUGAAUGUAGAGGAAUAGCAUCGUCUGCAAGUUCUGCGCAUAUUCGAUAUUGUUGGAACACGGCUGGAGGAGUAGCGACCGUGGGGGAGGAGAGGCAGAUGUGAGGCUCUGUGCCCGCCCAGCCCCCGACACUGUAUAUACUACUUCAUGAAAACACAAGGUCAUACAUGGGGGAUUUUAAAUACAGCAACGCGUCGUCCGUAAGCUCCAUAAGUACGGAAACUUACGUCAUUAACACGUCCACUACGAGCGUGUUCUACUCCAGUGCAACAGACGGGGGCACCACCUCCACUAGCACCAUGCAGGAAGACUGUUUGGUGGAGCAAGGUGGGGGCGUGAAGCCCGGGGGCCUGGCCGCCGGCGGGGUCGAAGGGCCUGACGAACAGCAGCACCAACAUCAGCACCACCAGCAGCAGCAGCACACCAAUGGCGACGACGACACUAAAACAGGUGUGAAGGGGGAGGCGACGGUACCUCAGGUGGGGGGCAGUGCGCCCGGCACAGUGCCCGGCCCUUUAGGGUCAGGGAAUAACCCGGGCCCCUCGGUGCUGGGCCCUCCAGGCUCCGGGGGGGUGCCCUCAGCCGCCGCGGCCGCUGCCGCAGCGGCUGCAGCCGCGGCAGCAGCUGCUGCGGCCGCAGGAGGAGGGCCUGGGUCAGGGGUAGUCGGAGGUCCUGGGGGCGGAGGCGGCUUGGUGGAGCCCACGGCCCUGCCGGCCUCAUUGGCCUCCUCGGUGGCUUCCCUGUGGUCUCCUCCGUCCGUGGAAGACACACUCCUUCACUCUGGGAUGCCUGCCAUCAACGGCUCCCUGCCAUUCCACAGCCUGGGCCCCAGCACCGCCGGGGGUCCCUGCUCCGGAGGUCCGUCCCCACUGUUUAGCACCAACCUGGGGCCACAGCUGGGCCUGGGCCCCGCUGGGCCGCAGAAUCCCCCUCAGCGCAGGAACAUGCAGCAGGCAGCGCCAAGUUUUCCAGGACAGGCGCGCCCUCAGCCCAUGGGUCCUGGACCAGGCCCCCAGGCUCCCUUCCUGCCCAACAAGUACUCCUCGUCCUGGUCCUCUGGCCUAGGUUCCCAGGGAAGUGCAUGGUCACCAGGGCCCUCUCCACAGGGUAAUUCCCCUGGGGGUCCAGGAGGAGGGCCAGGAGCAGCACCUGGGGCAGCUCCUGGAGCACCCUCGCUACCUGGGAUGAGCUCCUGGUCCACACGGGGCAGGGGCGGAAUGAACCCCUUAGGCCACAACCUUGGGGGAAUGUCUUCGGUGCCCCGCAAGAGCACCAAUAUGGCCAACAGUUCCUCCAUGGUGAUGAACAAGUUCAGGCGCUCCACCAGCUACCCAGGCAAAGGCCCUUUUCCCCAGCCCCCAGCCUUUGAGAUCACCGGCGUGGAUGAAGGAGGGUUCCCUCGUGACCUGCUCCAGUUCCCGCAGGUGAGUUGGCGCAUGUAUGAUGAGAUAAACUACGAGGAUGGUCGCAACGGUGUGGGCAACGGGACGGGCCCCCUGGACAACAUGCGAGGCUUCGAGAACUGCCUUAACGACAUCAUUAGGCACGACCCGCACGACCACAUCAAGGGUUUCAUGGGGUGCGGCAACAACACACUACAAGCAUUGGCACAACUCCACGCCCAAAGACUCCAGCACGCCCCUCUCGGUGUGCACGGCAGUGGCGCCCCCCCGACGUCCCUCCACACGGCGGCCGGGCAUCCCUUGUUCUUGGACGCGUUGUCUCCGUCCAGCCGCGGGACCCCUCGUAGGAGAGGUAAGGGCGGGCUGCUGGGCUUUGAGGACACCGGCGGCGUGCUGCUGGAGGAGGGCCACCUGGUGGAUGGGCUGGGGGCGCCUGUGCCACUCCCCUCCCCCUCUCGCUCCUCCCCGCGCUCCCAGGGCUCUGAGAAUGGCGAGAGGUUCUCCCGUAAGGUGUUUGUGGGAGGUCUUCCGCCAGACAUUGAUGAAGAGGAGAUCACGGCCAGCUUCCGGAGGUUUGGGCCGCUGGUGGUGGACUGGCCACACAAGGCUGAGAGCAAGUCCUACUUUCCCCCAAAGGGCUAUGCUUUCCUUCUCUUCCAGGAUGAGAGCAGUGUGCAGCAGCUGAUUGACGCCUGCAUCCAGGAUGAUGACAAGCUGUACCUGUGUGUCUCCUCGCCCACCAUCAAGGACAAGCCGGUGCAGAUCCGCCCUUGGAGACUCUCUGAUGCAGACUUUGUUCUGGAUGCCUCCCUGCCGCUGGACCCUCGCAAGACUGUGUUUGUGGGGGGCGUGCCCAGGCCCCUCAAGGCUGUGGAGUUGGCGAUGAUCAUGGACCGACUGUAUGGGGGUGUCUGCUAUGCCGGCAUUGACACCGACCCGGAGCUGAAGUAUCCAAAGGGUGCCGGAAGGGUGGCAUUUUCCAAUCAGCAGAGCUACAUUGCGGCCAUCAGCGCCCGCUUCGUCCAGCUGCAGCACGGCGACAUUGACAAGCGGGUGGAGGUGAAGCCGUACGUGCUGGACGACCAGAUGUGUGACGAGUGUCAGGGUGCCCGCUGCGGGGGGAAGUUUGCUCCCUUCUUCUGUGCCAAUGUCACCUGCCUCCAGUACUACUGCGAGCACUGCUGGCAGACCAUCCACUCCCGCCCUGGCAGGGAGUUCCACAAGCCACUAGUCAAAGAGGGUGCUGACCGACCCCGCACGGUGCCCUUUAGAUCUCCGUGGCGGUGGCACCGGGAGCCUGGAUGGUGUCUCACCAACAAGUAAUGAGAAGACUUUAGGCCCAAAAAUAAAGACCCCCUCAGGCCUGCCAACAACUACGGCCAUGAUAACAGAACCAUUAGCAAGAGCACUGCAAGUAACUGGCUGGUGGGAGCAGCCUCCCUCUGUCCCCCACACCCACACUGCACGCUAGACACCUGUAGCCCCAGACUCCAUGCCCCACCACCGGCUGGCGGGGCACAGGAUGUUGAUGACAUUGGGCCCGGCCUUCCCCCCCCUCUUGCUGGGUGCCGCUGCUCACUCCUGACGGAAGAUGUUCUACUCCUCCCUCUCUAGCUCGGCCUCACAUUUGUACUCCUCUGUCCCUGGAUGGGGCAAGGCAGGGUGGGGCAGGCAUGCGGUUGGGGCUCUAUACACAUGAACAUUCUAAGAGUGAAGAGGCUUGGCUUUUCCUGGCCCACCCCACCCUGCCCUGUCCACACAUUGCCCAGGUGGCAACAAAGGGCCGUGUUAAUAAGUUUCACUAUGAAUCUAGUAUAGCUUCUGCUUCCCUGCUGUAUAAACAUGUAUAACAAUAAGCAGUGCGAGGCAGGUGAGUAGAGCAGAGUAGUGUGUGUGUGCGUGUGGGCGGCCGGGCUGGAGGAGGCUUGUGGGGCAACAAUGUGAGGUCCGGCCGCCCUGGAGGUGUAGUUUCUUAGAGCCCACCUAAGCCCCCAGUCCUAUUUAGGGUCAGGUGACACAUGGGGCAGGGCCAAGCCGGGUCAGUAAUUCAUAACCAGCAGUAGUGUGUCAGGCUUGUAGAGUAUUACUACUACUACUACUACUACUACUACUACUACUACUACUACAACAACAACAACAACUACAACACUAUUACUACUACUACCACUACAUCUCUCCUACUGUUCUUUCUAUUCCUUUUUCCACUUCAACAUGCCCAGCAGUGUCUUGCAGGCUGAGGAAGGUUGCUGCAGGUUGUGGCAGGUUUACCAUUGAGGGGGCUUCCUUCCCCUGGAGUACUGGAUCCUGGGGCAUGGCGGGCCAGGCAGGCGGGGCACCAUCCCUUGUGUCCACCCCUGAGCACUAUGAGCUGCCCCUGUGUUGACCCCUCCCUGCCUGCCCUGGCCUGCCUCCCUCCCACUUUUGCAGCUGUUGGCUACUCUACUCUACUCCACUCUACUCCACUCUAAUAUACUUGUCUCUCGCCCCUCACACUCCCCCUCCUCUCCCCCCCACCUCCCUGCCCCCACUUCUUAGCGCUGUCUGUCAACUUGCCUCAUUUCCUUGUUAAGAGUUCAGAAAUUUUAUGAGAAAUAGCUGUGAGAGAGAUAGAGAUAGAGCGAGAGAGAGAAAGAGAGGAGUGUUGUAGACGAUAAAUAUAGCCGGGACUGUCGCAUUGGUUGGCGCAGAGAGAGUUCAAAGGUGUGGCGGGACUGGUCAGUGCUGGCACAGUCCCUCUGAUGGAGCAGCCAGCAGCCCAGGAUGUGUGUGAUACUGCAAGAGUCUUUUUGCACUAGGAUAAUUUUGAUCCAUAUAGAAUUUGUAUUUUUGCGUGUUUGAAUUUUGAUACUGUCCUUGUUAGUAUAUCAUCAUCAUGUAGCCUAUGCGGGUGUCUCGUGACCAGUUAAAUGGUUAUAGUUUUUUUGCCUUUUGCUGUUACAAGUACUGUGUAAGAAAACAACCCGCAACUAUUUGUGGGCUUUAAAAAAACUUUGUAGCUAAACUAGCGGAGCUGUGACGGUGUCUUUACUACAUACAGCUUGAGGUACAGCUUCCCGCCGCCAGGCUAACACACCAGGACCAGCGCGGCCGACUCCCGGGCCCGCCAGCCGCCCGGCCAGGCAGGGAGUAGCGCGUGACAGCCAGCGAGAGAAGGGAAGUGAGUCGGUUAGCCGCAGGUCCACUGGCUUGCCGCGUUCACCCUUUGAUCUCUCCAUUUUUUUAAGAGUAACCAAAGACACAAUUGGCUUAGCGGGAGGCAACAUACCCAUCCUGGAGCGUGUGACCCCGAGCCCCGUGGGGCCCCGGCUGCCCCGGACCCCGCCGGCGCGCAGGCCCCGUUUGAUAUAGUUUGGUGACCCGGCCGGCGCUGGGCCCGCUGUACAUACGUCAUCACACUUCAUGCCCAUGUGACCACAUUGCGUCGCUAGUGAGUGUAGAGGUUCAUGUAUUUUUAUUAUGAAUAUAUUAAUUUCCCAGAUGACAUAGACGGUUAUAUUUUUGUGUUGUCGCUCUUGUUUGUCUCUGCACGGAAACUUUUAUAUUAGCAGCCGGCGGCCUCAGCCUGUACAGUACACAGCCCGGCUCAACCUUUUCAUAUUUGUACAUACUAUUUUUUUACUGAGCGGUCGAGGGAGAGAUUGGGCCUGGCCGGGGUGGGGCGUGGCCGGGGCGCGGGGCGGGGCGCGGGCCGGGGCCGCCCGCGCCCUACAACAGCAAUAGUGGGCCGGAUGGCGUGUCCAUUUCUAUUUUAGAAAAAUGUGAAAACAUUAAAAAAAUUUUUACACACUUUUUCUAGAGGUUUAACUUGGGACUUUCUGAAAACUUUAUAUACUAUUGCUUGAUCACUCAGCCUCGGAGCACCAGCCUGCACCCGGCACCCGGCACCCGCCCGCCGCCCGGCGCUGGGGCAGCAGACAAUCACACCUUCCACCCCCACCCCCGCCCCCCAGGGGUGUGCAACGUGCGUGGAGGUGUCUAGUCAGUCCCCACGUCCCGGCCAUCCACCCCGCCCCCUGGCCCCACUCCCUCCAUCACACCACACCACACAUCUCCCUCCCCUCACCCUCUCCCUGCAUCCCUCUCCCCCACCGCCCACACACCAGACAGGCGGCGCAGCAGGGAGGCCGUGGCGGGGCGGGCGUGAGGGGCGAGGUGAGGGCAGGCCAGGUCGCUCCAGCCGGAAGAUGUGCAUUUUUAUUUGUAAUGUUAUUUUCUUAUUUAUUUAAUUACCACUCUAAUUUAAAAGUUUUCUUGAUUUUAGAUAUAUUUUUGUCAUAUAAUUUUGUAUCCUUUGUAAUUUAGCACAUACUGUAUUAUUUGUGUGAGUGUGGCUGUCCCUCUUUCUGCCCUCCUUAUGUUUGUCUGUAGUUUGUGUUGACCUGCCUUGCCCCGCCCUCUUGCCUCACUCCACUCCACUCCUCGCUUCCUUCCUCUAUCCCUCAUCAUAAUAAUUACCUGUGAUCAGCUUGUGAUUUUUUAAGCCCUUAAUUUUUCCAUGCGAAUCAUUUCAUUAUUAAAACGACUCGUAUUAAUCAUCCAUUUUCCUUCCUUCUCCCCUCACAUUACCUUCCCCGUCCCCGCGUCAUCGGUCCCCUCAUUCCCCUGUGUUACCUUCCCCUCUCCCCUUCCUUCCUUCCCUCCCCACGGGUCAGGUUGGUGGCUCCGUGUUAUGUGCAAUUGGCCCCGACGCUCCUGGUGCUGAUUUGAGAGUCAUUUGGUAUUAGUGUGCCGGUGUGGGGCUGAGGCGGGGCGGGGCGGGGCGGGGCGGGAGGAGGGAGGGAGGGAGGGAAGGGAAACUGAAUUUGUGGUGUAAUUACUGGAGGUGGUGGUGGUGGUGGUGGUAAUGGUGGUGGGUAUGACUGGUAGUGGUGGUGGUGGUGGUGGUGGUGGUAGUGGAUAGUGAUGGGUGGGAGUGGUGGAGGUGCAAGGGGUUGGUGAGGAACCUUCGCCCCACCCCACACUCCCCACCCCGCACUCUCCCCUCCCCCUCCCAGCCUCAUCCCUCCCCGGCCCCUGUGAGCACACGAUGCAGCAGCUUUAACAUAACAUCUCAUAGAGUAUGUUAUUUCUAGUGUAACGUCCCCAUUUUAUAUAUAUUUGCAGACUUUUUCUUGCAUAAUCCUGUUUUUUCUCUCACCGUAGACUCCAGAUUUUGUUGUUGGCGUGUGUGCGUGUGUGUGCGUGGUGGUGUCGGAGCCCAGACAGAGGAUAUGCUAUUUUUUAAAAGAUAUAGAUUUUUUAGCGAGUCACUCCAGCAAUACCAAAUAGCUUACGACAGACUUUGGUAAGUGCGUGCGUGCGUGGCGGGACGAGCGCUGGCCCAGCCCGCGAAACACAGACCGGUGCGUGCGUGCGUGCAUCCUGUGUGCGUCUUACGUUGUACUCGCGCCAAGUGUACGCCUCACUCUGUACACACGACGUGUACACAGUUAACUGCACGUGCGUCUUGUGAGUGUCGUACUUCGUAUGUGCACCAGCAACGUGUAGUGCGUGGUGUGCGUCGUGCGUCGCGGUGCGUGUCAGCAGGACGGUGGUGGGAAGGUGGGUCGCCUCCGCGUCCUAGUUAACGCCGUGUUGCUCGUUAUCACCUCAUUUAAUAUAAGCAUAAAUAGUGCCUGCCUAGUGACAGUGUUUGGGGUAGGCCGCCCCAGCCCGCCUUGCCGCCCCCGCACCCCAGCGAGGCGGGUAGCGGGCGGGUGGGGCGGGGCAGGGUGGCCUCCCCUCCCCCCCGUCGUUCCCACUAUGUGAUUGUUGAGGUAGUCAUCUUUUAUACUUGUUUUUGCUUUUAUAGAUAUUUUUUUAAUUUUUCUAAUUUAUACUUAGUGUUAUCUUGUAACCAAAGUUGUUGUGGUGUUUCGUGCGGCCGCGCGCCGGCCACAGUUAACGGUUUGACAUCGUUUUUCUGCUUUUUAUGAUAUAGUCGAGAUUUUUGCUGAUCUCCUUUUUGUACCAGUGUGUAGGGUAGACGGCGAGCAGGCGCGGGGCCCUCCCCGCCCCCGCCACACAUUGGACAUUUUUAUAUUACUAUCACUCAUUUGAUAACACAUUGCUAGUGACAGCGACAGUUUUAUUGUCUGCACUCAAGAAGAAAAUUGCUACCAGAGUCCCGGAGCGAGGCAAGGCGCGGCGGGGCGGCCAUCGCAGGGUCGCCGCCGUCCGCUCGCUCGCGAUGAUCAAAAUCCUGUGUUUUUCCGUCGCCGAGCAGGAGAGGCCGAGGCACUGUUUGUUGUUAAUGAUAGAGAUGAUGUAAAUUAUUUUUGUUUGGGAUUAUUUUUGUGCAUCGCGGAGCCUAGUGUUAGUGAGGCUGCGAGGCGCCUCCGGCCGCCCAUCCGCUCGCCUGUCCUCCGGGGCGGGGCGGGGCGGGGCGGGGCCAGGCUGGGGGGGCGCCGCCCGCGGGACUUGGACUCACUUUUGUUACUUCUCAGCCAUGGACACUUUUUGUAACUAAAUAGAUUUUUAUGAGUGUUUGGUGAAGCAUUUUCUAAUUUUUUGUAAGUACGGAGUAACUGGUGGGCUGGGUGGGGCGGGGUGGUGGGGCCCCCCCCUCCCACCCCACCCCGCCCACACUUAGUCUUAACUUUUGUUGCCCUUAUACAUUUUUAUGUUUUAUAAAAUAACGUGAAAAAAUAUUUAAAAUAUGUUUUUAAUGUUGUGUGAACAUUUCGUGAAUGGGUAGUCAGUCACCAAGAUUUUUCUACAUUUUCUUACUUUGAUACAAGCGCGGGACCGCCGCGCGGCCUUGUGUUGGAGCCUUUUGUACCGAGGGAGGCGCGUGUGACCUGUUCCAUGUUCAUUUACUCUGUAGCUUACAAUAAACCUGUUUACUUAC